AUGCCUAAAUCACUAUCCUAUGAGCGACAUAAAUGUCACUCAUCAGGUUGGUACUGGAGAAAGAUUUGUAAUGUGAAGGAGAAACUAAAGGGUCUGUUUAGUGUGGCUGAGUUGGCUCAAAUGCCUAAAUACUCUAUCCAGAAGGUAUACCAGAAGUUGGUUCAACAGCAUGAGAAGGUCCCUUGGGGAUCUGCAGUGUGGAAUAGAGCCUCUAUUCCCAAGACUAGAGUGAUUUGCUGGCUGAUGGUCCAAGGGAGACUGCAAACAAGAGAAAGGCUACAUAAGAUUGGGGUCUGUAACACUACUACAUGCUUGCUUUGUGAGGCAAAAGAUGAAACUCACCCACACUUUUUCUUUGACUGUGAAUACAGUAGAAGAUGCCUACAGGGGGUUGAGGAAUGGCUAGAUAUUCCUACUAGCAAAGUACAUUAUAUGGGCCUGCUGAGAGCAAGAAAUGAUGCUCUCUGGAAUCAGAAGGUUCCUACUCCUUCAGCUACUAUCAGAUGCAUUCUGUAA
Molecule: messenger RNA, 516 nt
Organism: Spinacia oleracea (spinach)
Lineage: Eukaryota; Viridiplantae; Streptophyta; Magnoliopsida; Caryophyllales; Amaranthaceae
Exons: 2
Coding region: 1-516 (171 amino acids)
Source: RefSeq, a predicted model, not a curated record